ACGAAUCAGCUGUGUGGGUAAACAAAUUCAGGUCAUGUGACCAGCUAACCUAUUUUUCCGGUGUCCACCGACCAAUGGUAGCGGCCGCUUUGGUCACAUGACUCUCUGAGAUGAAAGGAUGUGACAUCAUUCGUGUACACAAAAAUAACCCAAACUUCACCCGUGUAGCAGAAGAAAGAGCUUGUGAAAUUUGACAUUUGAGUGUGUGUGUUCAUAACGGUGAGAAGAUGAUGUUGCGGCUCAUUACGUUUACACGCAGCGGGAACCUUCCUCAAGUAGGAUAACCGUCGUUUGAUCUCUGUAGAACCAUACAAGGACAUAUCCGAGCUUGUUUAUUUUGCUUCUCGCCAGUGCACUUGGCAAAUCUUUAGUCGUCUACCACUCGCAACUGCUGUCUGCUGGCAGCAGUGAAGACGUGGAGAAUACGAAAGCAGUAUUAUAUGACCUGCUGGUGGUGAUGAUGGAGAUGUUCAUCCCCCUGGUUCUCUUCGUCAUCCUCUUGCUGAUCCGGAAAAAGUUACCAGCCUCCAAAAUGCCUGUUGCCCAGUACCAUGCACGCGCACUUCCAUCCACGGGACUCCUGUCACUUAUACAGAUCUUCUGUGAGGGAGAGGGAGAGCUGGAUCAACAUGGAUUCCUCAACUUCUCCAAGGAAAACCAACUGGGCCGACUGCUAGGCCAGCUACAGGUAGUGGCUGAGGACCACGACUUCUUUAGGCCGGGCAUGUCUCCUAGGGAGAUGGACGACCUACCUCAGAUGUACCAGGCUGUUAUAGAUGACCCGGCCUUUAUGAUUGACUCUCUGCAUAAUGCCACGGACGUCCCCUUGACUUCGGUUUUGGAUGAUGAGGUUCGGUUUAAAAGGUUUCUACGCAACAAUUUGUCGCUGCCUGAUGACGAAGUUGAUGCUUUGAUCAACUCCACUCUCCACGUGAAGCAGAUCUACCACUACAUCUUUGGAGGUCACCUGACUAAAGACGCGCCCGACUACGUCCAGACCAUCGCCGACUCAACAGGUGGGAGGUUCGCCCGCAGCGUGGGGGCCAACCUUGACCCUCCUCCUCCUGAGUCAUCUUUGCAAAACCCUGAUCUCGAUGCUCAGAAAACGAACCUCACCUCCUCCUCUUCCUCCUCGGACUCCCCAGACUCCUCGGACUCCUCUUCCAGAAGAGAGGAGGAAGAAUCUACCCAGUCCUCGUCAUCCUCUCCUCCUCCUCCUCCUCCUCCUGCAUCGUUCCUGGACAGCUCGUUCAUGCUGAAGUCCCUCUCUAACACGUACCUCCCCAAGCUGAUGCAACACCUGGCCAGCGUGUCGGAGACCUCUCACCUCAGCUCUCUCCUCCAGAACAUUCUACUGUCCAGUCCCGACGCUCAGGCGCAGAUUAUGAAGGUCAUGUCGGAACAGAUUUUUAAGAAUUUCGGUUCACUGGAUUUUGACAAGGUUUUAGGGCAGACUCUCCAAAUGCUGCAAGACCCGAAAGGAUUCUCGUCCACCGCGGGGUUUGACCUCUUGAUGAAGAUUCUGGACAUGAUCAAGGCCUACAAGGGGUCAAUUGUGAUCAAACCCGAGCACAUUGCACAAGCUCUCAAGCUGUUGCUGAGGUCGGACAGGCUUCUAGAGGAACUUCUGUGUGACAACAGCACCUUCCACCACGUGAUUGUGCCCUCCACAGACUUCUCCAACACCACCACGACUAAUCUCCAGCAGGACCUGUGUCACCUCAACCACAGUCAGCUGACCGCACUCUCCCAGGAACUCAUCACCCAGAUCUCCGACGACCGACUGGUCAAGAUGCUGAAGUUGAGGGCAGUCAAUCUCACGGCCACUGCCUACAAGCUGAGCUCUUUCUUGGAGAAGGCGGAACAUUUCAUGAAGUUUCAGCGAGAGCUGGAGGAGAUAGCUCAGCUGAUCUCUCUACUGCCUUACAGCGAGAACAUGACCUACUUUCUGAAUGACACGGUCACCACCCCAGGCCCAGGGAACACCUCUGUACCGAUCGACACAGGAGGGGAUGAGGAUCCGGGAGACUCGGGCAAGAAAAAGAACAGCUGGAAGAAGAUGUGGGAUUUCCUUCACAAAACGGUGUGCGGCAAGAAGACGCCGGUCACGACCUCUAAACCCCCGGCGACCUCGACUGGCCGGACGGUGGAGGAACCCGCGCAGCCUGCUGAUGGUGACAGUGGCGGGGACGAUGAUGAUGACAUCCUGGGUAUGACCAAAGCCCAGCAGGACAAGCUGAGCAUCAUCACUCACUACCUGUACCACAACCCCACGGUUCUCUACGCCCCGAAUGGCUCUGCUGCAGGGCAGAUCAUACAGAAGGCCAACGCUACAGUGGCCUUCAUCGACUUGAUCAGCGACUAUGCUAGGGAGUGGCUCAACAUCUCGGAGCAGCUGCAUGUUUACCUACAUCAGGACAAGACAGAGAGGAAUCUGCAGUUGAUGAAGAAGAUGCAAGCCGACAUCCGUGACAAUGAGAGCCUUCUCUCCUGGCUCUUUGGCCUCUACAAUCUUUCACCUUUCCUGGAGAUGGACAUCCACUCCAGCUCCCACUACGAUCACCAGCUCCGCCUGGUGGAUGCCGCCGCACACGCCUGGCUCUCCAUGAUGAGGGGGAUCAACUUGAACAUUUUCAGAGGGUUUGCCUCGGAAGACGACAUGUUGACCUACUUCCUAACCCAGGCCUACCACGACAAUGCCAGUAUCAUAGCAGUUUAUGUUCAUGAUAGAGCACGUCAUGCCACUGUGUCUCACCUUCUCCUGGGUCUACUCUGUGGCUAUGUUGGUACAGAGCAUCGUCUAUGAGAAGGAACAGAGACUUAAAGAGGUGAUGAAGAUGAUGGGCAUGAGUAACGCUGUCCAUUGGUGUGCCUGGUUUGUGACCACCUUCCUACAGAUGACCAUCUCCGUUCUCAUACUGACCAUCCUGCUCAAGAUGGGCAACGUCCUGCCUCAGUCCAACGUGUUCAUCAUCUUCCUGGUCCUACAGAUCUACAUCUGUGCCAUCAUCUCUUUCUGCUUUCUGAUCAGUGUGCUUUACUCCAAGGCCAAGGUCGCAGCGGCGUGUGCGGGCAUCAUCUACUUCCUGUCGUAUGUCCCGUACAUGUACAUCGCCAUCAAGGAGGACAUCGCAGGGGACAACAUCUCUGGAGUCUGGAAGACCUUAGCUUCCCUGUUCUCCACCACGGCGUUUGGUCUAGGUGCCAAGUACUUUGCCUUCUAUGAGGAGAUGGGUGUGGGUGUCCAGUGGGACAACUUGUCUAUCUCCCCCACGGAGCAUGACGAGUUUAACCUGUUCCUGGUCACUCUGAUGAUGGUGGUCGACUGCAUCGUCUACGGGCUGCUGGUCUGGUACAUAGAACAUGUACAUCCUGGUGUACAAGCUGGGCAAGAAAACAGCGGUGAAGAACCUGAGUUUGAACCUGUAUGAGGGACAGAUCACUUCCUUCCUGGGCCACAACGGGGCUGGCAAAACUACCACCAUAAUGAUUGAUGACUUGGGACUACCCGACAAACGGAACACGCGUGUAGACUGUCUGUCCGGCGGGAUGCAGCGGAAACUUUCCGUUGCCAUCGCCUUUGUGGGAGGGUCAAGGACGGUCAUCCUGGACGAGCCCACGGCUGGUGUUGACCCCUACGCUCGGAGAGCGAUCUGGGAUCUGCUGGUCAAGUUUAAGAAAGGUCGCACCAUCCUGCUGUCCACCCACCAUAUGGACGAGGCAGAUUUUCUCGGUGACCGUAUCGCCAUCAUCUCGAAUGGAGAGCUCAAGUGCUGCGGGUCCUCUGUCUUCCUUAAGAAUGUGGUCGGGGAGGGGUACCACCUCACCUUGUCCAAGGUAGAACCGCCACACUCUGGCAAGGAGGAGGAGGAUGAAGAUGAUGGUGAAGACAACCCUACUGAUGAUGAGGAGGACGAGGACUUGCUUGAUAUUGGGAGUGAUGAUGAUGAUGGCGAUGGUGCGAAAGCUAAAGGUGAUCAGAGGAGUAAGGUCAAAGGUCAGCCGCAGACGGCCGUGGUGUGCCAGGAGAGCCGAGUGACCAAGUUUGUGACCAAGUACGUGUCCAGCGGCUACCUGGUGUCGGAGAGUACCAGAGAGCUGCACUACGUCCUGCCCUUUGAGGAGGCCAAGAAGGGCGGGUUCGAGAAACUUUUCACAAACCUGGACAAUUCACUGAGUGAGCUGGGUAUCAGCAGUUAUGGCGUGAUGGACACUAACCUCGAGGAAAUCUUUCUCAAGGUCACAGAAGCAGCUUACAUAGAAGAAGACGGCUUGGAGGACUCCAAACCUCUGGAAAGCUUCAGCCCAGAACACGCCCACAGUCACAGCGACGACCCCCCAGCCUACCCCGCCGUCCCCCCAAUGGCAGCAGGACAUCAGCACCAGCACGCAGCUAGGACGUCCUCUCCCACACUGUUCGGGGCGUCUGGUGGUGUGGCAGAGAACCGUGGAGCUGCUGGCGUGGGUGGUGAUGAUGAUGAUGAUCAGUGGGAGUGUGAUUCGGACGACGUGCCUCUUCUGAGUGGGGGGCAAGGAGGUGUGGUGUUGGAAGACUUCAGCGUGGACCCAUCACGCGUGCCGGGCGGCAGGCCGCGCAGCCGAAGUGCGAGUAUGGUCAACAUGGCUAGUGUGGGCGGAGGAGCUACUCUCAGAUCUGCCGAGACCCCCAGAAUCCUGCUGGAGGGCCGUGGUAGUCACAUGAUGGGCCCCAAGCUGCUGCUGGCCAACCACUUCAAGGCCGUCAUCAUCAAACGCUUCCACUACAUCACCCGCAACUGGCGCAGCCUCUUCUCCCAGAUCAUCCUGCCCGCCAUCUUUGUGGCCAUCGCCAUGACGGUGGCCCUGGCCGCCCCCUCGGUGGACGACCUCCCACCGCUGGAACUGAGCAGCACGCAGUACACCAACAUCACGCUGCCCAGGGGGAAUUAUGUCCCUUUUACCAACGAGAGGAUGAGCCAUAGAUCUGUGGUGAACCCAGACGACGCUGACGCUGUGAGGCUCCAGUCUACCCUAUCUCUACCGUCGGGCCUGGGCUCUAGCUGUGUGGUUCGAAAUCCCGACGUGUGGCAUGUUAACAGCUCAGCCGACUACAACCCCGGCUGUCAGUGGCUCUUCUCCCCGGGCCUACACUACCCACUGGACCACCGGGAGAGAUACGGCCUCAACGACUUCAACAUGUCUCUCAAUCCUUUAGACCCCAGCUACUCCUGUAAGAAGUACUACCCCCACGGCUGUGCCUGUAAGUCGGACGGUACGGGCUUCAUCUGUCGCCAGCAAUCCUACGAGCAGCCCCCGGGCUUCCGAGUGGUCACGUUGGACCUGAUGGAGAACGUCACAGGACAGAAGACUUCCGAUUAUCUGCUCUUUACUACCUAUGAUAAGGAGAUGCAUCGAUGUGGUUCAACCACAAAGGCUACCACUCUAUGGGAGUGUUCCUGAACGCGCUGAACAACGCCAUCCUCCGGGCCAACAUGCCGGCGUCUAAAGGCAACCCAGCAGCCUACGGCAUCACGCUGUACAACCACCCCUGGAACGACACUAACAGCCAGCUCUCCUCCCUCGACUACAUCUUGGAGGGCUCGGACGUGCUGAUCUCCAUCUUCAUCAUCGCGGCCAUGUCGUUUGUGCCGGCCAGCUUCGUGGUGUUCCUGGUGUACGAGAAAUCUACCAAGGCCAAGCACCUGCAGUUUGUCACCGGCAUGAACCCGGUCAUGUACUGGAUCGGAAACUACACCUGGGACAUGGCAAACUACGUGAUCCCCGCCUUCAUGUGUGUCAUGAUUCUGCUCAUCUUCCAAAUCCCGGCCUACGUGUCUGCUGGUAACCUUCCCGCUGUGGUUGCUCUCUUCCUCAUGUAUGGAUGGUCCAUGACACCGGUGAUGUACCCAGCCUCAUUCUGGUUCAAGGAGCCCAGCACAGCGUACAUCGCCCUCAUCGUCAUCAACCUGUUCACGGGCAUCACCUGUAUUGUCUGCAGCUUCCUACUGGAGAUCUUCUCCUACGAUCAUGACCUAGAGCGUGUUCACAAAGUCCUUAAGGUGGUGUUCAUGAUGUUCCCCAACUACUGCCUGGGCCGAGGUCUCAUGGAGCUGGCCUUUAACGAAUACCAGAAUGAGUACUACUUCAAAACAGGUCAAAUGGACAAGAUGAAGUCAGCCAUGGAAUGGGAUUUGAUCCCCUGCCAUCUGGUUGCCAUGGCCUGUGUAGGGCUGUUGUUUUUCUGCCUGACCCUCAUGUGUGAAUAUCGCUUCUUUAUUCGCCCAAGACAAAGCCGAGUGUCCCAGACCCCCCAAGUGGGAGAAGACAACGAUGUUGCGAUAGAGCGUCGCCGCGUGACCCGAGGAAACGGCAAAUACGACACGCUGGUCCUGGACAACUUGACCAAGGUGUACAAGACUCGUAAGUUGGGUCGCCAUCUAGCGGUGGACCGUCUGUGUCUGGGAGUGCCCCCUGGUGAGUGCUUCGGCCUGCUGGGAGUCAACGGGGCCGGCAAGACCACGACCUUCAAGAUGCUGACCGGUGACCUUGAACCCUCCUCAGGCAGUGCUUACCUCAAUGGCUACAGCAUGGAGGAGUGUGAGGCCCUAUGUUCUCGUAUGGCCAUCAUGGUGAACGGAACAUUCAAGUGUCUGGGCAGUGCCACGCACCUCAAGAACCGCUACGGCGACGGAUACACCUUCACCAUACGCGUGAGGGGACCCAACUACCAGCAGGCCGCCACAGAGGUGCUGAGAUUUGUGAACCGGAACAUUCCCCAGGCUACGCUCAAAGAGCAACACUACAACAUCGUCCAGUACGAGCUGAAGAGCCGGCCAGUGUCUGUGGCCCAGCUGUUCUCAAAACUGGAAGAGGCAGAGAGAAACCUGAGCAUAGAGGACUACAGCGUCAGCCAGAACACGCUGGACAAUGUGUUUAUCAAUUUCGUUAAGCAACAGACAGAGAUUGUACAAGACGAGAGUGAGGAGGAUCCGCGGUCACGCUCGCUGAGUUCAAGGCUACGCAUGCGGGCGACCAGCGUCCUGCGACAGUCAGAUGAGCCGAUGCUCAUACCCAGGAACAACUCCGACGACAGUCUCAACCUCAGUGAUGAUGACAUCAUGUUGAGGCUGGAUGAUAACGAUGGAACUCGCUUGACACUGAUGCCCAUGUAACAAUGCCGCUGUAGAAGAGGGGAGAGAUAAUAGAGAGAGAAAGAGGAAGAGGAGGAAGAGGAAAAGUGAAGACAGAGAGUGCUGCAACGUGGCAACAACACUGUCACCUCCAGCGUCUACUGUGUGCUCCUGUUCCGUGGUCUGUGUGGGCCAAGCGUAAUGGAUCUCAGUUUUACUUCAUCUCAUCUUUUUUUUGUGUACAAAUUGCCUUAUGUACCCCUCCCCCCUUCCCCAAUCCACCCCCCCCCCUUCUCAUUACCACUUCCAUUCCCGGUUGGACACUAUUUUGUGAUCCACACUUGUGCCCCAUGUUCAUUUGUGUGAAGUCAUGAUACAAGCUGAUGAUACAUUUAUAUGAUGAUUUUAUUGAUGAGAGAUGGCAGGUGCUUUAUGAUACACAUAUGUGCCCCAUUUUUGGGUGGGUUUUUUAAAAUAUUCAUUUGUCUGAAAUCAUGAAACAAAACUGGUACAGUGAAAUGAAUAUCAAUGACAGAAGGAUAUUUUAUGCCGAUACACGGCAGUAUAUUGUCUUAUGUAUGUGCCCGCUCUGUUUGAAAUCACAUUAUAGGCUGACAAUGCAUUUUUUAAAAUGACUUUAUCAAUGAAAGAGCAACUGCCCAUGGCAUGAUAGAAUAUGUGUAAAAAGCUUGGGUCAUCAUAAAUAAAUGAAGAUUUUAUUUUAAUUUUAUAUUGUUUCAAUGGAUGUCCCUGCUUCCGUCAUUUUGUCAUACCACGGCCCCAGAAGAACAAGAUACUAUCUUCAUUGAUCCCUGUCUCUUUUGAGAUAUUGGACUUGAAAGUUCUUACUAACAAGAUACAUGUAAUAUCUAAAUCACUGUCUCUUUUGAGAUGUUGGACUUGAAAGUUCUUGCUAACAAGAUAAUAUCUAAAUCACUGUUUGAAAUUUUUCUCACCCUAUAUCUCCCUCAAUUAAAAGCGCAGGAAGAACAAAUAGAACAUGGUUUUAUCUCAGAAAAUUAAGAGGUAGGGUUUGUAACUUUUACCUGUGAUGUAGCGGGAGCACAGGGGGAGCCUCCAGACACACCAGCUCCAAACUCAGGUGGUUGGCGGGUGCUCUGGUAUCUGUCGUCCUAAUCUCACCUCCUUUUUUGUGUUUGUUUUGUUACUCUCUUGUAACACCUCUAAUCUUCGGCACUUAUAUGACCUUAUUGUGUUUUUCAAAUGCCGUAAAACUCUUACUAAAAGUAAAACUUCUAACUCUUAACAUUCCCAGCUAGAAUGUUGUUGUUCUAGGGUCAGGAUAUGCUACAAGUUUGGUUAUAUUAUAUGACGUAUGUUAUAUUAUUGUCUGUCUCAUCUGUCUGUAUUGCGGCUGUGAAGGGUAGGAGCUUUACAUAACGUCACCUCAGGUCAUUGGAUCCAUCUGUUGUUCCUUCACAAAAUUUGUUCUAAUGGAAAGGGUGGGUAGACUGCUCUCCAUCCAUCCCAUAGCAAGACAGCUGUAGAAAUUGUCUCAAAUGUUUAUCUGUUUGCGAUCUUCGAGAUCCGCCCCCCCCCCCCCCCUCCGCCACCUUUCUGUGGCCACCUUUAUCACUAUCUGUGGUGUAAUAGUUAGGCUCUUUGCUAUUGCUCACAGAUGAUCUGAGUUUGAUUCCUGCCUGGGAAAUGUGUGUU
Messenger RNA from Aplysia californica (California sea hare), 8786 nucleotides. Its product is annotated as ATP-binding cassette sub-family A member 2. Gene Ontology annotation, molecular function: ATP binding; lipid carrier activity; ABC-type transporter activity. NCBI's taxonomy places the organism in Eukaryota, Metazoa, Mollusca, Gastropoda, Aplysiida, Aplysiidae. Gene Ontology annotation, cellular component: intracellular membrane-bounded organelle; membrane. Gene Ontology annotation, biological process: transmembrane transport; lipid transport. The record is from RefSeq and is a predicted model, not a curated record.